Electrophorus electricus (electric eel) is the source of this 5155-nucleotide messenger RNA. RefSeq names its product patatin-like phospholipase domain containing 7b (gene pnpla7b). NCBI's taxonomy places the organism in Eukaryota, Metazoa, Chordata, Actinopteri, Gymnotiformes, Gymnotidae. Gene Ontology annotation, cellular component: endoplasmic reticulum. Gene Ontology annotation, biological process: lipid metabolic process. Gene Ontology annotation, molecular function: phosphatidylcholine lysophospholipase A1 activity. The record is from RefSeq and is a predicted model, not a curated record.
AUCGUGUUUUGAUUGAACCAAGUUUGUCGUUAACAAAGGGAGGUUUAGCAAACAAUUUAGAAAUGUAUGACACAGAAGAGGAUAGGUGCAGUAUAUACCCAGCAGUGCUGCCUUAUGGAAGUGAUAUCAGGGCUUGGGUGCAGCACUUUGUGGAGGACCAAUUGCACACCACUAUGUGGAAGGGUGUGCUGAUUGGAAUAGCAGUUGCAGUCUCAUUCAUUAGUGUUAUUAUAUUCUUUGUGUACAGAAGAUACAGAGCAAAGCAACAACAGGCUGGAGUCCCUAAAUAUCGUUUCAGGAAAAGGGAUAAAGUGAUGUUUUAUGGCAGGAAAAUAAUGAGAAAGGUGCAGACCUUAUCUUCACCAGCAAAUUCAGGUCCAGUAUCUCAAAAGCGAACCCGAAAGAGACCCAAAGUUCUCUCGAUAGCACGCAAGAUCCUGCGCAUUCGUCGGGAACCGCCCACCCUCCAGCCAAAAGAGCCACCUCCUUCCGUCUUGGAGGCGGACUUGACUGAGUUUGAUGUGCAGAACUCUCACCUGCCUUCGGAGGUCCUGUACAUGCUGAAGAAUGUCCGGGUUCUCGGUCACUUUGAGAAGCCUCUGUUCCUGGAACUGUGUCGCCACAUGGUAUUUGUGGAACUGCAGCAGGGGGAGGGCCUCUUUCGGCCCGGGGACAUUGACGACAGCAUCUUUGUGGUGCAGGAUGGCUCCCUGGAACUCUGCAUUCAUGAGAGUGAUGGCACAGAACUUGUGGUUAAGCAUGUGUUGCCUGGAGAUAGUGUUCACAGUCUGCUCAGCAUCCUGGACAUUAUCACCGGAUACCCGGCUCCCUAUAAGACCGUGUCGGCCAAGGCUGCAGCUCCAUCCACCGUGCUCCGUCUCCCCGCUGCAGCCUUCCAGUCUGUGUUUGAGAAGUACCCAGAGACUCUGGUGCGCGUUGUUCAGAUCAUCAUGGUGCGACUGCAGCGUGUCACCUUCCUUGCUCUGCACAACUACCUGGGACUGACCACUGAGCUCUUCAACCCGGAGAGUCAGGCUGUCGUUCUGGAUACUGUGGCCGGUGUGCUGGGGGAGGGCAGUCUCGUCCGCCCCCAUCGCAGGCACUCCCACACGGAUGAGGAAGCAGCUGCUCACGGAAGUGCGGAGACUCACGCCGAUGCAGGUACGACUCCAGACGAUGGUGUGCUCAGGCCGACACAGAGCCCCUCGGCCUCCGUCAGGAAGUCCCGCUUUGUGAUGGACAGCUCACUGUCAGGCAGGUCAGGGACAGGUGACCUUAAUCAGGUUCCCUCAUGCUCAGGUGCUUAUAAGUCUAUUUUGAAGAAGUCUGUGACCAUGCAGCCAGCUCCCUCUGCGGUGUACCACUUUUCGGACACUGGGGGGCACUGCGGCCAUGUUCACCACAGCAAAGUCAACGCGAUCUUUCAGGCUGCUAAGAAAGACCUGCUCAAAAUCAUUCAGCUUCAGGACCCCAGUCUUCUGGAAGGGAGAGUAACCCUGAGGCAGGUCCGAGCUGGGUGUGUUGUAGCAAAUCAAGGAGACCAGGAUGUGAGCAUGCAGUUCGUGAUCUCAGGCGCACUGCACGUGCACCAGCGGAUGAUCGACCGAGAUGAGGACACGUGUCUGUUCGUGACUCACCCUGGGGAGCUGGUGGGCCACCUAGCUGUGCUCACCGGAGAGCCACUUAUCUUCAGCGUGCGUGCCCACCGUGACUGCAGCUUCCUGUCCAUCUCCAAAACGCACUUCUAUGAGAUCAUGCGGGUGGAGCCACGGGUGGUGCUGUAUGUGGCUCACACAGUGGUGCGCAGAGUCUCCUCCUUCGUCAGACAGAUUGACUUCGCUCUUGACUGGAUGGCAGUGGAGGCUGGAAAGGCCGUUUACAGGCAGGGUGAGAAGUCAGACAGCACCUUCAUUGUGUUGAGUGGGCGUCUGCGUUCCGUCAUCCUGAGGGAUGAUGGGAAGAAGGAGCUGGCUGGCGAGUACGGGAGGGGUGAUCUCAUCGGAGUGGUGGAAGCCCUAACGCAGAUGAACAGGGCCACCACCGUGCAUGCAGUCAGAGACUCUGAGCUGGCCAAGCUGCCCAAAGGGGCCCUGAACUCCAUCAAAAGAAAAUACCCCCAGGUUGUGACAAGACUGAUUCACCUCCUCGGUCAGAAGAUCCUUGGAAACAUGCAGCAAGUUGGUAGACCUCUUUCAGCUCAUAGCCUGGGCCUGCACACCUCUGGCAGUAACUGGGAUGCAGGUAACCCUGCCUCCAACCUGUCCACCGUCACCAUCCUGCCUGUGUCGGAUGAGGUGCCCAUGACUGCAUUUACCCUGGAGCUCCAGCAUGCCCUCAGUGCUAUCGGUCCCACUUUGCUCCUGACUAGUGACAUCAUCAAACAGCGCCUGGGCACUGCAGCUCUGGACAGUGUGCACGAGUAUCGCCUGUCCAGUUGGCUGGGCCAGCAGGAGGACAUCCACCGGAUCGUCCUGUACCAGUCGGAUGGCACACUGACCCCCUGGACCCAGCGCUGCAUUCGGCAGGCCGAUUGCAUUCUCAUCCUGGGGCUUGGGGAGAUGGAGCCCACUGUGGGAGAGCUGGAGCGGAUGCUGGAGGGCAGCGCAGUGCGGGCUCAGAAGCAGCUGGUGCUCCUGCACCAUGAGGACGGGCCUCCGCCACGCGGAACAGCCGAGUGGCUCAACAUGCGGAGCUGGAUAUCCAGGCACCUACACCUGUCGUGCCCACGCCGGGUCUUCAGCCGACGCAGCCUGCCCAAGCUGCGUGAGAUGUACCAGCGUGUGUUCGAGAAACUUCCGGAUCGCCAUUCCGAUUUUUCCCGCUUGGCCCGUGUUCUGACGGGAAACGCCAUCGCCCUAGUGCUGGGCGGAGGGGGCGCCAGAGGCUGUUCUCAGGUAGGCAUCAUUCGGGCUCUGUGUGAGGCUGGCAUCCCUGUCGAUCUGGUGGGCGGCACUUCCAUUGGCUCCCUAAUGGGGGCGCUGUUCGCUGAGGAGAGGAACCACAGUCGUUUAAGAGUCAGGGCGCGGGAAUGGGCCACGGAGUUUGGAUCAGUGUUUAAGAGGAUCCUGGAUCUAACAUACCCGGUCACAUCCAUGUUCACUGGGGCCUCUUUUAACUCCAGCAUCAGCAGCAUGUUUAAAGACAAACAGAUCGAGGACCUCUUGAUUCCAUACUUUAACAUAACUACAGACAUCACUGCAUCUUCCAUGAGAGUGCACACAGAUGGUUCUCUGUGGAGGUAUGUGCGUGCCAGCAUGUCUCUCUCAGGUUAUUUGCCUCCUCUCUGUGACCCUAAAGAUGGACAUUUACUCAUGGAUGGUGGAUAUAUCAAUAAUCUGCCUGCUGACGUAGCUCGCUCCAUGGGCGCCAAGGUGGUGAUCGCUAUUGACGUGGGCAACCAGGAUGAGACCAGCCUCACCAACUAUGGUGACUCGCUGUCCGGGUGGUGGUUGUUGUGGAAACGACUGAACCCCAUGGCAGAGCGAGUGAAGGUGCUGAAUAUGGCAGAGAUCCAGACACGGCUGGCUUACGUGUGCUGUGUGCGCCAGCUUGAGUCAGUCAAGGAGAGUGAAUACUGCGAGUACAUCCGGCCCGCCAUCGACCGAUUCGGGACUCUAGACUUCGGCAAGUUCGACGAGAUUGCCGAUGUGGGCUACCAGCAUGGGAAGACGGUGUUCGACGUGUGGUGCCGUAGUGGUGUGGUGGAGAAGAUGCUGAAGGACCGACACCAAGAGGAGUUCCACAAGAGCAGGAGCACGAACGUGGUGACCUGUCCAAAUGCCUCCUUCACAGACCUGGCCGAGAUAGUGUCCCGCAUAGAGCCAGUGAAGCAGGCCGUUGUGGAAGAGGAAUCGGAGUACCAGACAGACUAUGAGGAUGAUGUGGUUCUGUCUGAUUUCGACCUGUCCAAUGCCAGCAGUGAGCAUGAGCAUACUGAGGAAGAGGAGGAGCUGCACACGGACGAGGAAGAGACAGCAGACACAGUUGAUACAGAUGAGGAAAUCAGGAUUUCAAGAAGACAAAGACGACACCGGAAAUCCAACCAGACGAGUCACAUUACUUAUUGACCGGAGAUGCUUCAUAGUGUUGUUCAGAACAUAGUGUUGUUCAUGUUUUUUUGCAGAUGUUCUCUGUGAUGAGACGAAUCAGACUGUAGUGUCUUACAUAAUGACAGCGAAGUUGAGAAAUUUGAUGUAUUUUGAAUUUUAAUGUUUCCUGCAUCAGAUGGGAUACAUAACUAUUAAUGAAUGUACAGUCAGGGGUUUGUAAGCUUGGGUGUUUCUUGCUUUGUUGCACACAACUCAUGAAGGACUUAAUAAGGAACUGCAGCUGUAGAACCCUUCAGUGUGCAGUGCUCUGGUCUUUGCUGAAACUGCAUUCCUGCCAAAAAGCAAUAUUGAACUAAGGAUCAACAGCUGCAUGUAUAUACACACACACAAACAAAUGCAACACAACACUUACAGCAUUACUGUAUCAUUUCUUUGAGUACAAACAUAAUCUGUUCAACCACAGAAGACUGUGGUCAGGAUACAAAUUUCUUUUUUUCUAAUGCAAACCUUUCAAAACAAUUAUCAUAUAACAUUUUUAGACGUUCCCUUUUGUUGUGUUUAUAUCCAUGACCAUGCUGAAGAGAUAAACAGUACUGGAUUUCAACAAAGGAUCGUUAUUUGUAGUUGACAGUAAAAAUAUUGUAGUUUCAUUAUUAACAGACAUUGUGCAAAAUAUAGCCUGGUCAUCUUAGCGACGUUAUCUACCGGGUCGCGUGGUGGGGCUGAUAUUUAACCAUCUUACUUAAUCUGGGCAUAUUUAACUGUUUCCUGUACUGUCAAUAUGUUUGUUUAGCCACAUGGUCCUAAAUUUAUCAUGGAACUAACAACGGCUUCCAUCACAGAAAUAGAAUGUGUUGUUGAAACUAAACUGAUUCGAAGGCGAAUGCUUCCGUGUCUUCGUUCCAAAGAACCUGUCUGAAGAGUUCUGUUUUUUGCCUCGUGACGUUAACCAUCAUGACGGACGACCAGUAGUAGAAAGGACAGCUUGGAAAAACUCAACGGCUCAGUUCUGCGACGAUGAGUUUGCUGGCGGUUCCACCUCGUUUGCUGCCUCUCCGGCAGCAACGAGUUCGUGUACAAAAACUAGGUAAACACAUCCAGUUUUA